CUCUCUCUCUCAACUGAGUUUUUUGAGCUAAUCAAUCAGAUGCUCAACUGAACUAAUGGAACUGACAUCGACUCAUGGACACCAAACUCUGUAAUACGCCAAUCCUUCUUCGAACAACAACUACACAAAACCCAAUGCUUCUUUCCAUGGUUGCUUCAACGUAGCAAUCAGCGUAGCUAACCAUUCCAAACCCAUCUUCCCAACUCAAAUUCACUUGCCUCUCCACUGACCCAAUCACCACCUACCGCCACCGCCACCGCCACCGCCACCGCCACCGCCGAUUCUCUCUCCACCCAAGAAGUGGAAGAGCACCACCAGCACAACGUCAGACGUUUUGCGUUUGAUGGAUGGACUCGGCCUUCCCAUACCCAUAGACAUCUACACAUCUCUCCUCAAAGAAUGCAUCACCAUCCGGGACCCCGCCGGAGCUCUUGAUUUGAUUGCCCACAUCAACCGGAGCGGUCUCCGACCUGGGUUGCUGUUCUUUAACCGAAUCCUGUUGAUUUACGUCUCGUGUGGCCUCGUCGACAAUGCCCGGCAUGUGUUCGAUAAAAUGCCCACAAAGGAUUGUAAUUCGUGGGCGGCAAUGAUUGCCGGUUAUAUGGACAAUGAUAAUUACGAAGAAGCUAUAAAUUUGUUCGUAGAAAUGCGAUGCAGUCUCCGAUACCGUCAAAUCAAUGUUGAUAUACUUGGUUUCCCCGAAUCUUGGAUCAUAGUGUGCAUUUUAAAGGCGUGUGUUCAGACAAUGAAUUUGGGACUUGGGAGACAAAUUCAUGGUUGGUUAUCGAAGAUUGUUUAUUCCCAGGACUUGUUUUUAAGUAGCUCGUUGAUUAACUUGUAUGGAAAAUUCGGAUGUCUUGAAGGGGUGGACUCAGUUUUUGAUCAUAUGGGUUGUCAAAACACUGUGGUUUGGACGGGUAAAAUUGUUAGUAAGUGUAGAGAAGAGCAAUUUGAUGAGGUUCUUAAUGUGUUUAAGGAGAUGGGAAGGGGAGGAGUGAAGAAGAACAGUUUCACGUUUUCUAGUGUUCUGAGAGCCUGUGGGAGGAUGAAGGAUGAUGGGCUUUGUGGCCGGCAGGUGCAUGCCAAUGCAAUCAAACUAGGAUUGGAAUCAAAUGAUUUCGUGCAGUGUGGGUUGGUUGACAUGUAUGCGAAAUGUGGAUUGCUAAAGCAUGCAAGAAUGGUGUUUGAGAUGGAUGCAGAGGAGAGAAAUGCUGCGUGUAGGAAUGCCAUGCUCAUGGGUUACAUACAGCACGGAUGUUGCAUUGAGGCCAUCAAGAUUGUUUACGCAAUGAAGUCAUCUGGCUUGCAACCUCAGUAAUCAUUGCUCAAUGAAGUCAGGUGUACUUGUGGGAGUAGAUUUCUUGAGAACUAGAAGGAUGGAAAUGUGUACAUGAAUUGAUUAACAGCUCGUUACUUGCAUAUAGUUCUCAUCUUUGUACAUGAAUUCCACAAAAUGUGUAGAUGGUAAAACUUUUUUCCUUGCUCCUGCUCACACCGGGACAGACUUCAAGAAAUCAGCACGCAAAUACAGUGAAAUUUUCAUGCUCUGAUUUCAUAAUUCGAUUUUUGGUCUGGACUUGGGAAACACUGAUACAUUACAAUAUUUGAUUGUUUGGGUAAACAUGAAAAUUAUUCAGUAGUACCACUGGCGUGUGUUAAAGUACACAAAUGUUCAGAUCAGCUCCAUCCAUCCCGUGAAUACUGCUCUUAUUGCGGUGGAAGCACUUCCUGCACAAGAUUAUCCUUUAUGCGAUAUAUAUAGCUGCUGGGUUGACAAAUACUUGAUCCUGCGGAGAGAUUGUGAAGGAGUUGCCAAUGCCAGUCUUUAGAAGUUGUCAUGUUAUAUGCAUUUGCGAGAUCACAUUGCUUUUAAGUCGGUACCAUUUCAUGUUAUGCAAACUUUUGAAUCACUCGCCA
Molecule: messenger RNA, 1917 nt
Organism: Camellia sinensis
Lineage: Eukaryota; Viridiplantae; Streptophyta; Magnoliopsida; Ericales; Theaceae
Source: RefSeq, a predicted model, not a curated record